GUGAAGGUUGGUGUCUCCACAUCACACAGAACAGUGCUUGUGUGCUCUGCCAACUAUGUGGAGCUGUUUGCUUCUCCGUUUCCUCCCUGUGAUUCUUCUGCUUUCUUCAGCAGGACCUGAGGAUGUAAGGCUGGUGAAGGGAGGCAGUCGCUGUGCUGGGACGGUGGAGGUGAAUCGUGAGGGACAGUGGGGGACGGUAGUUAAUUUUUACUGGGACAUAAAUGAUGCUGAGGUGGUGUGUAGAGAGCUGGACUGUGGCUCUGCUAUAUCAGCACCUCGCAGAGCUCACUUUGGAGAAGGUUCUGGACAAGAGCUUCUUACAGAAGUUGCCUGCAAUGGGACAGAGUCUACACUGUCCAUGUGUCAGUCUGAAAAUACAAAUCAAAUCAGAGCACUGGGUUUUAUUCCAGCUCCUCACAUAUAUGAUGCUGGAGUGAUUUGUUCAGGUCGUCAAAUGAUUCGACUAAUGGGUGGAGCUGAUCGCUGCUCUGGGAGAGUGGAGGUGAAAUUCAAUCAAUCCUGGGCUACACUGUGUGAUGUUGACUUUGACUGGCAGGAUGCUCAGGUGGUCUGUAGGGAGCUGGACUGUGGGGGUCCUUCAGCUUUUCACAGGGGGUCUCACUUUGGUCAAGGUGAAGGUCCCACCUGGUCUAAACACCUCCGGUGUGAAGGUCAUGAGUCCUUCCUUCAUGAGUGUCUCACCUCAGACAGACCAGAGCAGAUCAGCACACAUGGAGUACAACUGACUUGUAAAGAACCUGAUGAUGUGAGGCUGGUCGAUGGAAGCAGCUCUUGUUCUGGGAGAGUGCAGGUGUUUCGUUGGGGACAGUGGGGGACAGUUUAUCACCGUAACUGGGACAUGAACGAUGCUGCAGUCGUGUGUAGACAGCUGGACUGCGGUUCUGCUGUGUCGGUACCAAGUGGAGACCGUUUUGGAGAAGGUUCUGGAAAGAUGGUCCUGGGUGAUGUUUCCUGUAGUGGGACAGAAUCUGCACUGAGGGAGUGUGGGUCACUGGAUGGGAGGGAACACAACUUACCUCAUACAUUUGAUGCUGGAGUGAUCUGUUCAGAUUUUGUGAGACUUGUGGGUGGAGCUGAUCGCUGCUCUGGGAGAGUGGAGGUGAAGUUCAAUAACUCCUGGGCUACAGUGUGUGAUGCUGACUUUGACUGGCAGGAUGCUCAGGUGGUCUGUAAGGAGUUGGACUGUGGGGGUCCUUCAGCUUUACACAGGGGGUCUCACUUUGGUCGAGGUAAAGGUUCCAUCUGGUCUAAGAACUUCCAGUGUGAAGGUCAUGAGUCCUUCCUGCAUGAGUGUCUCACCUCAGACAGACCAGAGCAGAGCUGCACACAUGGAGUACAACUGACUUGUAAAGGACCUGAUGAUCUGAGACUGGUGAAUGGAAGCAGUCCUUGCUCUGGGACAGUGGAGGUGUACCGCUGGGGACAGUGGGGGACAGUAGCCCAGUAUAACUGGGACUUAAACGAUGCUGCAGUGGUGUGUCGACAGCUGGGCUGUGGCUCUCCUGUAGUAACACCAAUUAGAGCUCACUUUGGAGAAGGUUCUGGAAGGGUGCUGCUCAGAGAUGUUUCCUGCAAUGGGUCAGAGUCUGCACUCAGGGACUGUGGAGCAGUUGACUGCAGACAUGUGGACGUCCCACACAAGUUUGACGCUGGAGUUAUCUGCUCAGAUUUUGUGCAACUUGAGGGUGGAGUUGAUCGCUGUUCCGGGAGAGUGGAGGUGAAGUUCAAUCAGUCCUGGGCUACAGUGUGUGAUGCUGACUUUGACUGGCAGGAUGCUCAGGUGGUCUGUAGGGAGCUGGACUGUGGAAAUCCUUCAGCUCUACUCAAGGUGUCUCACUUUGGUCAAGCUUUCUGA
Scleropages formosus (Asian bonytongue) is the source of this 1876-nucleotide messenger RNA. Its product is annotated as deleted in malignant brain tumors 1 protein-like. Gene Ontology annotation, cellular component: membrane. Lineage: Eukaryota; Metazoa; Chordata; Actinopteri; Osteoglossiformes; Osteoglossidae. The record is from RefSeq and is a predicted model, not a curated record. Gene Ontology annotation, molecular function: protein-lysine 6-oxidase activity. The transcript is spliced from 8 exons. Gene Ontology annotation, biological process: peptidyl-lysine oxidation. Bases 56 to 1876 code for a protein of 606 amino acids.